GUUUGACGUCUGCAAAUCACGUAACCUCAUUUUCUUUAUUGAUUUUAUUCACCGAUUUGUAAUGUACUAACUUUAUUAAAUUUUUUAAUCAUAUACCUAUUAGGAUAUCAAGAAAAGACUUAAAAAAUGACUUUAUACCACUUUGGAAACUGCGUCGCAUUAAUAUACGUACCCUACUACUUAACCUACAAGUCAUCAGGAUUAUCCGAAUAUGGAGCUUUCUGGAAAUGCAUUCAAGCUGGUUUGAUUUAUAUGGUAACGCAGUUAGCGAAAAUGUUAAUACUAGCAACCUUUUUCCCAGAUAAUGUAUCAGAAUUAGGAAGUGAUUUAGUAGGGGAGUUUUUAAAAUCUACUGUAGACUUAGCAGAUUUGGCAGGUUUGUAUCUAGUUCUUUCUGGUAUACCAGGAAAAGGACACAGUAAAGUUCUCACAGCUGGAAUUGGCUGGGCAACUGCUGAAGUUAUACUGUCUCGAGCUUUGCUUCUUUGGGUGGGUGCCAGAGGUGCAGAAUUUGACUGGAUAUAUAUUCAGAAAUGUCUGGAAUCAAAUAUUUUACUCAUCCAACAUAUAGUAACAGCUACUUUAGUCUGGUUGUGGUCCAGACACGAUUUAAAACAGAACAUCAGAUCAGCCGUUAGUAUUUUAUUGCUGUUGACUUCUUAUAAGUCUCUGCUAUUAGAUUUGUUGAUCAGUGGUAUUGGUGCAAACGCCUGGGUUGGAUUGCUAAUGAAGGCUACAGUUACUAUCGUAUAUGGACUUUUUACUCUUGUAAUAUAUGCAGGUCUUGCUCAAGUUAUAGGAAUUUUUUAGACAAAAGUUCAUCAAUAUUUAUUUCAUUGUUAUUAAUUUUAUAUUUAUCAUGAU
Psylliodes chrysocephalus is the source of this 864-nucleotide messenger RNA. Lineage: Eukaryota; Metazoa; Arthropoda; Insecta; Coleoptera; Chrysomelidae. The record is from the annotation of a GenBank genome assembly.